Molecule: messenger RNA, 1273 nt
Organism: Exophiala xenobiotica
Lineage: Eukaryota; Fungi; Ascomycota; Eurotiomycetes; Chaetothyriales; Herpotrichiellaceae
Exons: 3
Coding region: 220-1230 (336 amino acids)
Source: RefSeq, a predicted model, not a curated record
CCCUCCGAUCUUUGUGGGUUCCCGACAAAGUAGAGACCUCCUAGAGUCUACCACUAAUCGACAACUCUUGUUCGAAGCAGCACACGAUGUCGGACUCCUCGGAAUGGGUAGAAGGGAUUCCAGGGAACUUUCCUUUGCACAAGGCGGUGGUUGGCGGUAAGAAACCAGUGCAUUAUGAUCCAUGGAUUGAGAACGUGAUGGACCCCCAUUUAACUAGUCAUGCCCAGAGGAACGAGAGUCGUAUCGGCUGAGAGUUGCGGCGUGUCUGUUUGGACGAAGACAGCAAAGGUGUCAGUCAUUCUGCAAGGCGGCAGUGGAAAGAGGUAUUUCCUGAAGUGUGCAUCAGGCAAGGGUGCCCGUGCCUUGGCCGGGGGCGAGUUCCAUUCAGCUUCUGCCAUCAACACUGUGGUGACGGGAUUAGUACCACAAGCCAUUGGAUGGGGUGAAUACCACGCCGAGGAAUCACACGUCUUCUUCUUUCUGGGCGACUUUCACGAUAUGGAUCUUUCCACGGCUCCGGACCCCGUCGAUUUCGCGGCACAGAUUGCGGAAAUGCAUGGGAAAGGCACGUCUCCGAACGGCAUGUUUGGGUUCCAUGUGCCAACGGUCAUCGGCUAUCGUGGAGCGUACGGUCACCUGGGAAAAGAGCUGGGCGAAUCUUUCACACAUCAGCUCAAAGAUGUCAUCAAGUACGACAACGAAACCAACGGACCCUGGCCCGAGUACGAUGCUGCCUGCAAGCAAUUGAUUGAUGUUGUCAUCCCACGGCUCCUGGGUGCUUUGCAAUCCGACGGCCGCGAGAUCCGGCCCGCGCUGGUCCAUGGCGAGCUGUGGGAACAGAACGUCGGUACGGACAUGGCAACGGGCCAAACGGUCGUCUUCGACCCCGGCUGCACGUACGCGCAUAAUGAAAUGGAGUUCGGCACAUGGAGAUGCUCCUGGGCGUUUUACUUCAACUCGCCCGUCUACAUGCGGGCCUAUCAACGCCACAUUGAGCCCUCGGAACUGGUCGAAGAAUGGGACGACCGCAAUCGUCUGUACAGCCUCCAUCCCUACCUGACCGACUCCGCAGGUCAUCCUGGAAGUCCCUCGCGGCAGAUUGCCUACAACGACAUGCUAUAUCUCUGUGAGAAGUAUGGGCCUCUGGACAGCCUCGAAAAGUACGAUGUAGAGAAGGACGUCAGCGUUACGGGCACCCACAUUCCCCACGCUAUGAAGCUGCUCCGGUGAGCCCAGCACGCCAACGAAAGUAUUAUGGAUUGUGUUGGAGACA